GUUAAGAGCCACUUCCGGUGCCGGUGAGAGCGGUCGGCUGGUUAAUCAUGCAUUUGAACUUAAUUUAGUAAUGUACGCAUGUGUAUGAAAAUGGACAAUAUACCAGCAACAUGUAUUCUUAUAUUGAUGUUGAUAUUUCUGACCGAAUGUCGGUACCGUAUUUCACGGGACACGUGCACCUGGCAGGAGGCGAUCGAUAGGUGCAAGGAGUUCAACGGUCGCUUAGCAACUGCGGAUGACUUCGGACCUCUUCGAGCAUGGGUCAAGUCUCAGCAGACGGUCGCUUUCCCAGAUGAAAACGAGGAGGUGUGGGUAGGGGCGAGCCUCGAGCGCGCUGUCUGGACUUGGGCAGACGACAAACACACGGAAUUUUCAGGAAGUGCGCGUUUCUACGCACGUGGUGGCUGCCACUCCCAACAGUCCUGGUCGUCAGGCACACCCCUUGAUGACGUCACACCGAGCACUUGCCUAGAACACUGUGGAUGGGAUGGAUCGGUGGGGUUGAAGAAGGACUACUGCCUGUGUGAAAGAGACCUCGAUAACAUCUCGACCACUCCCGACGCCAUAUGUCAUAUCCAGUGUGCUGAUGACGUCACUCAGAUGUGUGGAGGCUACUUCGGAGUGUCCGUGUACAGGCCGGAUAAUUUCUCGGUGACUUGGGCGAAUACACAACCAGCGUUCGGCAACGAUUGUGCGAUGUUAUGGAAGGACAAGAAAGAAUCACCACCAGAACUGACGUCUGCUAACUGCGACAUGCAGACACGGUUUUUAUGCUCAUUUUCUGAUGACAUCACAUGUGGUUCACAGAGCGCGUGUAUACGAAGCUCAUCCGUGCAAAACACUUGGAAUGGCGCGAUGUCGACUUGCAACGUAUUGCGCAUGCGUGGUGGUAACGUAGACGACGGCAUCGUCCGGGAUCUUUUGACACUGGCCCCUGGACGAUACUGGAUUGCGCUGCGCAGAGAAAACAGAUGGACUUGGCAAGAAGUUACGGCGACUAGUUUACCAGCACACGCUUUUCCUGUGGUAGCUGUGUCACCAGUACUAAGUGCAAGUGGCCCUAUUUCGGCGUCGAUUUUCCUGCCAGACGACGCCGGGACUGCGCCUGACGCCGACCGGAAGUGUGCCGCGCUAAAGGUUCUGCACGGAAACAUCGGCCUCGUGAACAAAAAGUGUUCAGAAACCAAACACUAUCUCUGCCAAUAUGAUUACAUGACUGAAGAAAGUGACGUCCUGCCUCAGACAGACAUGAUAUCCGUUACCGAGCUUAAGUCGGAAAACAUCAGUUCAACCACUUCCGGUUCCGUCUCUCAUGGCAACGACCGGAAGUCGAUCCCCAGCACUGAGGCACCUACCAUUCAAACCGGUACCAUUGAGUUUCUUGGAUUUCUGGGAACAGCUAACACAUGCGUGUACAUCGUGCUAGGGUUCGUUGCGGGCAUGGUGUGCAUACUGGUUCUCGGCUUAAUGGUCUAUGUCAUAUACAGAUGCAGUCGACCGGAUCCUACAAAACAUAAGCGGCUGGGCGACUCUCGCGGGACGGAGACACCUAGCGUCAGUUACAGCCUAAAGGACGAUGUCGUCCACAUCUCUCCGCCGGCCUCUGACGUCACGUACGACACCGUUUACGACAACGAGUCCCCCUUCCGGCGCAACCAGCGUCUUAUUCGGAUGGGCUCGGCCAACUCGUGGCGGCAGACGCAUGUGAGAGGAACCGCCGUGCGCUCCGACGUCUCUGAUUCGUCGAGUUCCGAUUACACGUGGCGCGGCGUGAUUGGUGGUAAAGAGGAGGUGGUAAACACGGAAUUGCGUCACGUCUUUCCGGAAAAUUCCAUAGCGGCGAGCUGCGCACGUGCAGAACAUGGCCCGCACACCAUUGAAGCGCAGUGUGACGUACACGGUGACGUAGACGGUGAUUACGACAUGACCGACCCUCCCGGCUACGUACAACACGCUACCGUAACAUUGCGCGGCGCGGGUAGUGUCAGGCCGACCGAACACGACGUGAGGUUUCUGGAAAUUCGGACAUCGCGCAAUUCGGAUAACGUGGAGAAUAUAUACGCGACAAUCAAGAAGACGUUCGAGAAGAUCCAAGAAGACAUCGCGGAGCAGGCGAGGCGGGAGGGGAGGCCUUUAAGUGAAAACCAGACAUCGUUAGGUCCGCGCUAAGCUAACUUGCCUAUCUUAAACUGUAUUCCGUGUCUGAAGGGGUCUCUGAUAGGGGUCACAACUCAUGCACAACAAAAGCAUCCAAUCAUGUUGUUUAUAUCUAAGGACUGAUUCCGUUAAUGGGCAAGAAAAUAGGUCCCAUAAUGGAAUUCUGGGUAUUUCGUUUCCCUUAUUUAUUAUUAUGUAUUACGUUUAUGCUUAACUUGUAUGCAUGCGGUCCUCAAAAUGAACUUGCAUCUACAUUGUUCGUUCGUCGCUAUGUUAUAUAGUAUGACAAUAUGCGAACUUGCACGGUUUUUAAUAGUUCAAACACCUACAACAAAACGUAGGAUGUGGCGAUUCUUGCGCCAAGCUAUUCUAAUGACCAGCCCAUUUGUGAUUGAAUGAAACAAACUUAUAUCCUUAAACUUAUAUAUAUUAUAUACACAAAACGAAAGGCACAAAACAAGUAAAUAUUGAUUGUAUAUUGUAUUGUAUAUUGUAAUUCUUUUUCUUAAUUAGAUUUGCUACAUUCGU
Molecule: messenger RNA, 2685 nt
Organism: Dreissena polymorpha
Lineage: Eukaryota; Metazoa; Mollusca; Bivalvia; Myida; Dreissenidae
Exons: 10
Coding region: 79-2169 (696 amino acids)
Source: RefSeq, a predicted model, not a curated record